CACAAAAAGAACAAGUGAGAUAUAGGAUCAAUUACUACAUAUAUUAUAGCUAGGAAAAUGUUAGUGCGCUCGAGGAUAAGAGCAGUUUCAUGGAAAGCAUUUCCAAUUAGUUAAUUGCUUUUUCUUCACUAUAUAAUACAUCACAUUGAAUGACUCAAACUCAAACAAACCCCUAACACGUAUUCUUUACCUUUAAUUUCCUCUCUCUUUCUAGUUACAACACAUAAUUGUUCUCUUAUUUUUCAAUGGAUCCAUCCCAUAUAGUUUCUUAUGCAAACUUCAGUUGUGAAAUAAAAAUAAUGCAAGCUCGAAACGUUGAAUUCAUCAAGUCCACUAAAAACUUGUUUGCAAGGUUGUAUGUUCCAACAGGAAACAACAAAAGAAUUCAACUCAACACCAAAAAUGUUUGGGACAAGUCUUUUAAUCUAGAUUGCUCUUGCCCACAAGAAUUCUUGGAAAGCCUUAAUCAACAAAGCCUAGUGUUGGAGCUAAGACAGAAGAAGAUGUUUGGCUCACAACUUAUUGGAAAAGGUGAGAUUCCAUGGAAGGUGAUUCUUCAAUCACAAAACAUGGAGUUAAGAAAAUGGUUGAAAAUGGAUUUAGCGAGUGGAAGUGAUUGCAAAGAGGUUAUGUUGACAACACCAGAAGUGGAAGUAGAGAUUAAAGUAAAAGUGUCUUCGGUUGCUGAGAUAGAGAAGCAAAAUAACAAGAGGUUUAAUAAUUGGAAUGAGUGUGGAUGUAGAAAUGGGCAUGAUCAUAAUGCUUGGUGCAAUGCAGAAGACUGUGAUAUAUUUGCUCUUGGUGCAGCUUUGGAGGCUUUUUGAUUUUAUGCAAGAUUGUACUAUGGACAUAUAACCUAACAUCAACUAAUUCACAUAUCAUUGUAUUCACUAGAUUUUUUCGAAAAAUAAUAUAAUAUAUUGAUUCUA
Vicia villosa (hairy vetch) is the source of this 929-nucleotide messenger RNA. RefSeq lists its product as uncharacterized. The record is from RefSeq and is a predicted model, not a curated record. Lineage: Eukaryota; Viridiplantae; Streptophyta; Magnoliopsida; Fabales; Fabaceae. The transcript has a single exon. Bases 246 to 824 code for a protein of 192 amino acids.